AUGAUCAAAAUCAACACGUGGCAAAGAGCUGGAACAUACAGUAAAGUUAUCACUCUGAUAAAGAAUGAGCUGAAAAGGUUUAAGAAGCUCCUGAGACCAGAUUAUCCAGCAUGCACUGACAGGGAGGUGGAGGAUGAGGAGGAUCUGCACAGUGUCGGAGAGGGAGCGAUGAAGAUCACACUGCACGUCCUAAAGAACAUGACCCACACAGAUCUCUCUAACACCCUGAAGCGCAUGCUCACCUCUGUGUAUCAGCCGAAGCUGAAAUCCAAGCUGAGAGAGAAGUUAAAAAGAAUUAAUGAAGGAAUCUCACAACAUGGAAGCUCAGAACUUCUGAAUGAGAUCUACACAGAGAUUUACAUCACAGAGGGUUGGAGUGGAGACGUCAAUAAUGAACAUGAGGUGAGACAGAUUGAGACAGUGUCCAGGAGACCAGCAACACAGGAGAAAUCCAUCAACUGUAAUGAUCUCUUUAAAGACAAGUCCAUCAGAACUGUGCUGACUAAAGGAAUAGCAGGAAUUGGAAAAACGGUCUCUGUGCAGAAGUUCAUUCUGAACUGGGCUCAAGGAAAAGCAAAUCAGGAUGUCACCUUUGUGUUCCCACUGCCCUUUAGAGAGCUGAAUUUGAUGUCUGAUGAAUCUUCUUUAUCACUUUUUCCCAGAAAUAAGAAAACUAGAAUCAAUAGACUGUGACUCCUACAAAGCCCUGUUCAUCUUUGAUGGUCUGGAUGAGUGUCAACUUCCUCUAAAUUUCCAGAAGAAUGAGAUACUGCUUAAUGUGUCAGAGUCAGCCUCACUGGAUGUUCUGCUGACAAACCUCAUCAAGGGGAAUCUUCUUCCCUCUGCUCUCCUCUGGAUAACUUCUCGACCAGGAGCAGCCAAUCAGAUCCCUCCUGAGUUUGUCUUCAGUGAUCAGAUCCUGGCCAAUAAAAUCAUUGCACACCUGAAGUCUUCACGAAGCCUCUACAUCAUGUGCCACAUCCCAGUCUUCUGCUGGAUCUCAUGAUCCAGAAUGAUGGAAUGUUGGGUCUCAGAAUGUUGGGUGAAGCAGAGAGUGGAGAGAUACCCAAGACUCUGACUCAAAUGUUCACACACUUUCUGAUCUUUCAGAUCAAACACAAGGACCAAAAGUACCAUCAGAAACAUGACUCUGGUCCUCAGCAGACCAGAGAGAGUAUCCUGGCACUGGGAAAACUGGCUUUCCUCCAGCUGGAGAAAGGAAACUUGAUCUUCUAUGAGGAAGACCUGAAAGAGUGUGGCAUUGAUGUCAGAGAAGUGUCAGUGUACUCAGGAGUGUGUACCCAGAUCUUCAGAGAGAAGUUUGGGCUUCACCUGGGGAAGUUGUUCAGCUUUGUACAUCUGAGUGUUCAAGAGUUUCUGGCCACUUUAUGCACAUUUCUCUCCUUUAUCAGCAGAAAUGUAAAAGAACAGCAAACCACUGGUCUGUCUGAUCAUUUCAAAAAACCAACCAUUUCUGAUCUCCUCAGAAGUGCAGUGGACAAGGCCUUACAGAGUGAGACUGGACACCUGGACAUGUUCCUACGCUUCCUUCUGGGUCUGUCACUGGAGUCUAAUCAGACUCUCUUACGAGACAAUGCCACAGACAGGAAGCAGAUCUCACAGCAAACAGGAAACAGUGGAUUACAUCAAGGAGAAGAUCAGAGAGAAUCCAUCUCCAGAGAAAUCCAUCAAUCUGUUCCACUGUCUGAAUGAACUGAAUGAUCAUUCUCUAGUGCAGGAAGUACAAACUUACCUGAAAGGUGUAGGUUACAGACGUCUCAGUGGAACCAGUCUCUCUCCUGCUCAGUGGUCAGCUCUGGUGAUUGUGUUACUGAGCUCAGAACAGGAACUGGAUGUGUUUGAUUUGAGUAAAUAUGAUCCAUCAGAUGAAUGUCUUCUGAGGCUGCUGCCAGUGGUCAAAGCCUCCAGAAAAGCUGAUCUGUGUGGGUGUAACCUGACAGAGGAAAGCUGUAGAGGUUUGUUCUCUGUCCUCACCUCAAACACCUGCAGGAAAUUAAACUGCAGGAUUCAGGAGUGAAGCUGAUCUCUGAUGGACUCAAGAAUCCACACUGUUCACUGGAGAU
Tachysurus vachellii is the source of this 2084-nucleotide messenger RNA. Its product is annotated as NACHT, LRR and PYD domains-containing protein 3-like. Lineage: Eukaryota; Metazoa; Chordata; Actinopteri; Siluriformes; Bagridae. The record is from RefSeq and is a predicted model, not a curated record. The transcript has 4 exons. Bases 1 to 693 code for a protein of 230 amino acids.